This is a messenger RNA of Mollisia scopiformis, 1825 nucleotides long. RefSeq names its product heme peroxidase. Bases 1 to 1782 code for a protein of 593 amino acids. The transcript is spliced from 10 exons. Lineage: Eukaryota; Fungi; Ascomycota; Leotiomycetes; Helotiales; Mollisiaceae. Gene Ontology annotation, molecular function: heme binding; peroxidase activity. The record is from RefSeq and is a predicted model, not a curated record. Gene Ontology annotation, biological process: response to oxidative stress.
AUGGCUUCCCAAGAAUCUCAGUUUCACCACGAUGAGCUUGCUUCUGCUAUGGAUAAAGUCCAUGAAGAAGAGCAUGAGCCCCACAUUGCGAAGGUCGAGAAGGUUGUUCAGAUGCUGUCAGCUCUGCCAAAUUCCUACAAGGCAAGGGAGCUAGCUACGGGAUAUUUGAUCAAGAAAUUAUGGUACCAGCUAGAUCAUCCACCUCGAGACCUCUUAGGUCAUGGGCCCGACUCGGUGAUUACCAUCGACAGCGAUUCACGAUAUCGUAGCGCCAACGGGUCUAACAAUAAUCCUAAUAAUCCUUCGCUGGGUGCUGCUGGCAGUCGCUAUGCCAGAACGACUCAAGCAAGACGCCCGAAGCUUGCCCAGCCACCAGAUCCUGCGGACGUCUUCGACAAGUUAUUGCUGCGAACUGGACCGCCUAGGACUCAUCCGAAUGAUGUCUUCCACACCGAUGAAAGAGAUCAGACCCGCGCGAAGGGCUCCUCCUACCUUGAUCUAGCUCCUUUAUACGGUCACGAUCAAGUAUCGCAAGAUACCGUUAGAGAAUUCAAAGAUGGUCUUCUCAAAAAGGACACUUUUGCCGAAUAUAGGCUGUUGGGCCAACCCCCUGGUGUCUGCGCUUUCAUUGUUGCAUUCAACCGAUUCCACAAUCAUGUGGUUGUAGAGUUGGCUCGAAUCAACGAAGGCGGUCGCUUUAGCCUUCCCAGAGGGCUAGUCUCGGGGAGUGAUGCAGAACUAGCCGCCCUCAAGACGAGAGACAACGACUCAUUCCAACAUGGAAGAUUGAUUACUUGUGGUCUCUACGUUAAUAUAAUUCUACAUGAUUAUAUUCGAGCAAUUCUCAAUUUGAAUCAAAACACCUCCAAUGUCGAGUCAGACUGGAGUCUGGAUCCUCGCUUGGAUUUCCCACACUUGAAUGUGCCCAAAGCUGUCGGUAACCAGGUCAGCGUGGAAUUCAACCUGGUCUAUCGUUGGCAUGCAACCAUCAACACUGCCAAUGAAAACUGGACAAAUAAUUUCAUGAGAGAGGUGUUUGGGGAGACUUACAACCCGAAAACUUUGAGUGCGGGUGACUUCAUGCUGGGCGCUCGCAGAUGGGCUGAGGGGAUCCUCCUCGUUGAGCCCUCCCAACGAACAUUCGGAGGUAUCGAGAGAUUGUCAAAUGGCGCUUUCGCAGAUGAUAGUCUAAUUAAUAUUCUCAACCAUACUACAGAGAGCCCAGCAGCUGCAUUCGGGGCAAAGAGCACCCCACUUCUCAUGAGACCAAUCGAAAUAUUAGGCAUCGAGACUCAGCGUCAAUGGGGCGUUGCAACUUUAAACGAGGUCCGGGAAAAAUUCAAUCUCACACCUCACAAGACUUUCCAACUUUAUCCCGAGCCCGAUGAUAUCGAAUUCUAUCCUGGUAUACAAGCUGAAGAAACAAAGAAACCAUGGUUUCCAGGAUCAGGCCUCUGCCCUGGAGUCACGAUCUCAGUUGCUAUUCUUGCAGAUGCUGUGGCAUUAUGCAGGGGUGACCGUUUCUACACCACCGACUACACUCCUGACAAUCUAACAGAAUGGGGAUUCCAUAUCGCAUCGUCCUCGUUUGGAAAAGUUCAAGGCGGAGUACUCUACAAAUUGCUGGAGACCGCAUUCCCUGGGCGUUACAAGGACAAUUCGGUGUGGUCACUAUACCCACUGACAAUACCAGAGAAAAACAGGGAGAUUCUUAGCAAACACAAAGUUGUGGAACAAUUCGACUUCGAAAAGCCACAGCUCCGCAAGCAGUACUUCGAUUAAGAGAAUAAUCAUAAUAUUAGCAGAUAGCUAAAAAUAGGAAUAG